Messenger RNA from Penicillium macrosclerotiorum, 1752 nucleotides. Its product is annotated as trichothecene efflux pump. NCBI's taxonomy places the organism in Eukaryota, Fungi, Ascomycota, Eurotiomycetes, Eurotiales, Aspergillaceae. The coding region runs from base 1 to 1752 and encodes 583 amino acids. The record is from RefSeq and is a predicted model, not a curated record. The transcript is spliced from 9 exons. Gene Ontology annotation, molecular function: transmembrane transporter activity. Gene Ontology annotation, biological process: transmembrane transport.
AUGGAAGACACGAAGUAUAAUGUUGAUACUGAGGCCAUGUCCGUUCCCCCGAGCCCCGUUCGGGAUGUCAACCAGCAGGCAGUGAACCUGGAUGAGCUACCAAACGGGUACUAUCGCAGCAAGAACUUCAUUGGAUCAUUGAUUGCGGUCUGUUUGAUGGCAAUCAGUUUGUAUCUGGGAUAUGUGUUACCCGUAAACAGCCUGUCUGCCAUCAAUGCCGAUUUGGGACCCGACCCCAGCUAUAGCAUGAUUUCGACUGUUUUCACCUUGAUUUCAGGCGUCUCCAUUCUUCUGGUUGGACGUCUUGGUGACAUUUUCGGCCGUCGGUACUUCCUGAUCGGUGGCCAGGUGCUUGGUCUGAUCGGUGCUAUCGUCUGCGCAACCGCCAAGAAUGUUCCCACCGUCAUCGGAGGCAGUGCCCUCUGUGGCCUGGCUGCAUCGGUUCAGUUGACAUUCACUUUUGUGAUCGCCGAAUUGGUCCCUAACAAACUGCGACCCAUGAUCAAUGCCGGUAUCUUCGUGACUACGAUUCCCUUCGCUGGAUUUGGUGGUCUUAUUGCCAAGCUGUUCAUUGCGAACACCGAAAAGUCCUGGCGGUGGACUUACUAUCUCAAUAUGAUUACCUGCGGCAUCUCGAUUAUCCUGUUUGUCUUCUGCUAUUUCCCUCCGGGAUGGGAGCUGAAGCACAAGGGCCAGAGCAAACUCGAUGGUUUGAAGAAGUUCGAUUAUAUUGGGUUUGUCUUAUAUUCCGGCGGAUUGGUCUUGGUUCUCCUCGGUCUUUCUUGGGGCGGUUCAUCUUAUGCGUGGAACUCGAGUCAUGUGGUUGCCGUUCUGGUGGUCGGCUUCGUCUCACUGAUCGCUUUCGUUGCUUAUGAAAUUCUCGUUCCCAUGGAGCAGCCACUCCUACCCCUGUCUCUCCUUAAAAACCGCGGCUACAGUGCGACUGUUUGCUCUGCAUUGGUUGGCAACAUGGUUUAUUUCUCUAUGAGUCUUUUGUGGCCGGAAGCUAUUGCCUACUUGUUCACUACAGACUCAAUGAAGGCCGGUUGGCUUUCCUGCUCUACUGGUCUGGGAGUUAUUGUGGGAGAAAUUGCCGCCGGUGCUCUCAUGAAGCCUCUUGGCUAUUCUAAAUAUCAGCUUAUUGCGUCAACGAUUGUGAUCACCGCCUUUUCGGGAGCGCUUGCUGCUAUCAACCAGGAUAGACAGGCUUAUGGUAUUGCGUUCACCGUUGUUGGUGGUUUUGCUGUCGGAUACCUCGAGCUCAUCACUCUCAUCAUGUGCCCUCUGUACUGCGAGCCGGAAGAUAUCGGUCUUGCAAGUGGCUUCCUUGGAUCGGCGAAGCAAGUGGCAGGAACAAUUGCCACUGCUAUCUAUGUUGCCAUUCUCGACAACCGCGUGGCUGUCGACCUUCCUCGUGAUGUUUCUGCAGCUGCAGUCAAGGCUGGCCUUGCGACAUCGUCCCUUACUGAUCUCCUUGAGGCCGUCGCUGCUGGCACGACUGCAGCACUUGAAGCCGUUCCUGGCAUGACCGAUUCCAUCCUGACCGCUGUUAGCAAUGCCGAAAAGACCGCAUAUUCGCAGUCCUUCCGCACCGUGUUCCUCGCAAGCAUUGCCUUUGGCGGUCUUGCUAUAAUUGCUGCAUUUCUCUCUGUACCAGUUGAUGAUAAGCUCAACAAUGUCGUUGCCGCAAAGCUUUCGGGUACCGGUGCAAGCCAAGAAGAGCUGCAGACGAACGAGAAGGAGACAAAUUAA